AUGAAGUUCUUCAAAGCCACUCUGCUGGCCCUCCUCGCCGCAGGGACCGCCCUCGCUGCUCCCGCCACAGAGGAAGUCGAGCGCGUCUCCUAUGACGGCUUCAAGGUCUACCGGAUCUGGACGCACGGCCGCCCAGCCGAUGUCCGUAGCAAGCUCGACGCCGGCCUGGCCAGCUACGAGCGCUGGAACGACGACGGUCUGUACCACAUCGACAUCCUCGUCUCCCCCAGCGAGGUGUCGGCAUUCGAGGCCCUCCACCUCGAGCACAAGAUCCUCCACGAGGACCUUGGCGCUUCCGUCCAGAGCGAGUCGGCGGGCCUCUCGAAGCGCCUCAACGUCCGGGACGAUGAGGACUGGUUUGCCUCGUACCACAACUACACGGACCACAUCGCCUACUUUGACGAGCUGCAGAAGAGGUUCCCCGGCAAUUCCGAGAUUGUCUCCUCGGGCGAGUCAUACGAGGGACGCGACAUCUUCGGUAUCCAUCUGUAUGGCAAUGCCGGUCCGGGGAAGCCAGCCGUUCUGUACCACGGCACUGUCCACGCUCGCGAAUGGAUUGCCGCUCCGGUUGUCGAGUAUAUCACGCUCCAGCUCAUCAACGGGUACACCAAGAAUGAUACCAUCGUCACAUCCGCCCUGGACAAAUACGACUUCUGGAUCUUCCCAUUCGUGAACCCCGACGGCGAGCCUCCCCCCUCCCCCAGUUACAAGAUGAAUAGCACUAACAUCACCCCAGGCUUCGUCUACUCCCAGACAUCCGACCGCCUCUGGCGCAAGAACAGACAACCCGCGCCCCCCAACGCAACCAACCCAUCCUGCUACGGCCGCGACAUCAACCGCAACUGGGAGUUCGGCUGGGACACCAACCCGCGCGGCGCCUCCACAAACCCGUGCGCCCAGACCUACCGCGGCGAAGCACCAUCCGACACCCCCGAGAACAAGGGGCUCGACCGCCUCGUCCGCCGCCUCCGCGACACCUCCAAGAUCAAGCUCUUCAUCGACUGGCACAGCUACGGCCAGUACAUCCUCUCCCCCUUCGGCAACAAGGAGACCCUCUACGCCCCCGAGCUGGGCAAGUGGACCAAGGCCGCCUCCGUGGUCAGCGAGGCCAUCCGCGACUCGUCGCCCAACCGUACCACCUACACCUUUGGACCCAGCGGCGCCGUCCUCUACGCCACCACGGGCGCUGCCCCGGACCACGUCUAUAGUAUCGGUGGCGCUGAGUUUUCUUACACGGUCGAGCUGCGGGACCUGGGCGACUAUGGGUUCGUGCUGCCGCCGGAGCUGAUCCUCCCCACGGCCAAGGAGCAGUGGGCUGGGCAGCGGGAGCUGCUGCCCAUCCUGGACGAGGAGUUCUUUGAUGGUGAUGGUUCGGUCUACUAG
This is a messenger RNA of Clonostachys byssicola, 1383 nucleotides long. NCBI's taxonomy places the organism in Eukaryota, Fungi, Ascomycota, Sordariomycetes, Hypocreales, Bionectriaceae. The record is from the annotation of a GenBank genome assembly.